UAAGUGGUUCCCGCGUCUCGCAAAUGCCAUGAUUGAAGUAGGAAGUGACAGCAACGAUGGAUCAUGGCUGGGCCUUGCUUGUGGCGCUCGCUGUAUGCGCCUGCUACAGCCUGGGCCAAUGGCUGAUCAGGAUGCGUCAAAAAUGCUUUGACGCCUUCGAGGGCACGGCCGUACCCACAGUGCCGCUUCGCAGCUUCCUCAGUGGCAACUCAAGCGAGUUUUGGAAACCGCCCAUCAUCAAAACCUUGGGUCGGUGGAUAAAUGAAUUCGGCGAUGUUUUUGGAUUUUUUCUAGGUGAUACCCCGUUCAUGGUAGUAAAAGACCCGGAAAUUAUAAACGAAGUCUUCUUCAAGGAGUUCAGCAAGUUUCAAGGUCGCGGGCGCAUGAUGCACAUCUACGAGAUGGACCCCGUCUUCUCGAGGUACAUUGUGCUCUCCAAGGGCGAGACGUGGAGGACCUCGCGGGCAAGCAUGUCGCCUUUCUUCACUACCGCCAAGCUAAAAGCGGUGAUGCCCUCGCUGCUGCACGCCCAGCAGCAGUUUAUCGAUGUCUUAGGUGAGCACGCUGACAAGGGUGUCGAGGCGGACAUAAACAGCCUUUGCGAGAGGUUGACCUUCGACGUCAUCGGCAAGGCGGCGUAUGGUAUAGACACAAAUGUACAACGGAAUCCCGAAUACCCGCUCUUUAAGAAUGCCCUCGCCAUCCUACCGAACCUCAACUCUGGAUUCCUUUAUAACCUUGGCCAGAACUGCUACCACUGGCCUUGGCUUUUGAAAUUGCCUGUGAAGCUCCUCAGCCUACUUUACGCCAACCCCAUUGCAGACAUGACCAAGAAGGCGGAAGAGAUCAUCCAAUACCGUCGUAAAAAUCCAGCGAUGAAUGUACCGGACAUGGCUCAGAUGCUUCUUGAUGGACUUCUCCGCGCAGAACGUUCGGAUGCUGAAAAAUGCUUGGCCAAAGCAGACAGUGCAGCUCCUUUGCCCCGCGAAACUCUGAACGAGCUGUCGACAAACUGCAUGACAAUAUUCGUUGGCGGAUACGAUACGACGCGACUAGUGUUGACCUACUGGUUUUACGUUAUGGGAAGACAUCCAGAUAUCCAAGAAAAAAUGCGUCAAGAGGUUCUUGAAGCUUUCGAAAAACAGGGAGACCACUUGUCUGUGUACACUCUUAAAGAACUUCCAUACACAAACCAAGUAAUUUCUGAGACGAUGCGAAUGUAUCCGCCAAUAAUAACACAAUCACGGUGUGCAGAGGAAGACCAUCGGUGCGGCAAGUACCUCAUCAAAAAAGGAACGUCCGUGGUUGUCCCCACAUACCAUCUCCACCAUGAUCCAAGACACUGGGAUGAACCAGAAAAAUUUAAGCCAGAGAGGUUUAGCCCCGAAAACAAGCAUCUGAUCAACUCAACCGCCUACCAUCCAUUCGGACUGGGGCCACGCAUGUGCGUCGGCUCACGUCUGGCUCUUCUCGAGCUUGCCUCGGUUACUGCUCAAGUGCUUCGUCAAUUCAAGAUCACCUUGGUCCCGAGACAGAACCCUGACCUUGAGCUGACAACGUACUCGUUUUUAGCCGUGCCUAAAGAGAACGUGAAGAUCUACGUGGAGAGACUUUGCCAGGACAAGUGAAUUUGCCACCGCCUUUCCAUUCUCGCAGCGAAAUGGGGAAUUCUGCAGCCGCAGAAAAUAGCAACCAGUAUCCUUCAUUCUCCGGCCUACCACGAGAAAGCAUAAUUGGGUUUUACCUCGCGCACUUCAGGUUUGAAAACGUUGAAUACGAAGCUGUCUUACUAGCGGGCCUCUGUGUAAAGCAAAAUAAAUAAAAAUAACAAUAAAAUU
Dermacentor silvarum is the source of this 1838-nucleotide messenger RNA. RefSeq names its product cytochrome P450 3A6-like. The transcript has 14 exons. Bases 57 to 1628 code for a protein of 523 amino acids. The record is from RefSeq and is a predicted model, not a curated record. NCBI's taxonomy places the organism in Eukaryota, Metazoa, Arthropoda, Arachnida, Ixodida, Ixodidae. Gene Ontology annotation, molecular function: monooxygenase activity; oxidoreductase activity, acting on paired donors, with incorporation or reduction of molecular oxygen; heme binding.